Molecule: messenger RNA, 1658 nt
Organism: Diuraphis noxia (Russian wheat aphid)
Lineage: Eukaryota; Metazoa; Arthropoda; Insecta; Hemiptera; Aphididae
Product: ubiquitin-protein ligase E3B
Biological process (GO): protein polyubiquitination; ubiquitin-dependent protein catabolic process
Molecular function (GO): protein binding; ubiquitin protein ligase activity
Source: RefSeq, a predicted model, not a curated record
AAUUGAUAAUUUUUUAUUUCUAGGUUGGUUUAACAACAUUUUUGGACACUAUUAGAGUUAACGUAGUGAAAAAACAUUCAAACGUAUCUAGCGUUUGGCAUCCUGAACUUGGUUGGUUUACAGCAAAUUCUAACUGUCAAUGUUCUCCUAAUAUACCUCCUUUAAAAAAUCAAUUGAUUCCAUUAUGGUGUGGAACUUUAUGUUCCAAGUUACUACGGUGUCAUCUGAUUAAUGCUCUAGCACAAAUACCCGAAAAUCAACAAGUACCUUCACCUCCUCCUAAAACAAAUAAUCCAAUAGCAAUAAUCAAAAAGGCAUUUGAUUUGAGACUAUCAAGCACCAGUCAACCAAGUUAUAAACUUACAGGAAUUCAUGGUACAAAGGUAGUUGCUGCUUGCAACUUAUAUUUUACAUGUCUCAAAACAAUCACACAGCUUAGACUAGAUAUAAUAACUGGUUUAUGUUAUCAUGAAGACACAUUAUAUUUAUUAUGGAGGUUUUUGGCGUUUUUAGAUUCUCAUUGUGGUCUCAAGAACCUGUUGGAUAUUUUAGAAUAUGAUAAAAAUUGCAAUUCAGGAGAAUUGCGMAUGUUACAACUAUUCUGUGAUAGUAUGUCACAUUACAUAACUAUUCUUGAUGAUAUAGAAAUGUAUGAACAACAAAAACCAUUUGUGAUGCGUGACUAUAUUUUAAUGUCUAGUUUUUUGAACAUAUUUCUCUAUAAAGGAAUAUCUCAGAAUUUAUUUGAUAUUCAAGAUACAGCUUCUUCAUCAUAUAGCUUUUUUCGGUCUUGUCGCACGCUUUUAAUGGUACUUUAUCGCAGAGAUUGUCGUAGAUCAUUUGCACCUGUAGGGCACUGGCUGAUUGGUGAUCUUAAAACUUCUUCAUUUUUUAAUGAACUUAAAAAGGGCCGUAAAAUAUACUCGAUUUUAAUUCAAGAAAUCCCUCAUAUAGUCUCUCAUGAAACACGUGUCCGAUUAUUUAGAAAAUAUGUUUCUCGUGAAAAGUUUGCUUUAGGUGUACAUGAAUUACAUGAUAACGACAAUUUUAUGCCACCAAUCAUUACUAUACGGAGGAAUCGAAUAAUUGAAGAUGGUUAUACACAUAUUUCUGAAUUGUCAUUGAAACGUUUCAAAGGUGUUAUUAGAGUAAAAUUCAUAAACGAACAGGGAUUAGAUGAAGCAGGAAUUGAUCAAGAUGGUGUAUUUAAAGAAUUUCUUGAAGAAACUAUUAAGAGAGUAUUUGAUCCAUCGUUAAAUUUAUUUCGUACUACAGAUGAACAAAGAUUAUAUCCGUCACCAUCAUCAUAUAUUCAAGAAAACCAUCUGAACUUAUUUGAAUUUGUUGGCCGAAUUUUGGGUAAAGCUGUUUAUGAGGGUAUUGUUGUUGAAGUUCCAUUUGCAUCAUUCUUUUUAAGUCAAUUAUUAGGACAAACUCAAGAGUUACUUUAUAGUUCAAUGGAUGAGUUACCUUCAUUAGACAAUGACUUAUAUAGAAAUUUAACAUCCGUCAAACAUUAUGAGGKUGAUGUUUCAGAAUUAGAUUUAACUUUUUCUGUAGUUGAUAAUCACCUUGGUCAAUUAACUACUCACGAUCUUAUACCUGGUGGAAGAGUCAUAUCAGUUACUAAUCAAAACAAGUAAAAUUACUAUUAUUUA